AUGAAAUAUAAAGAUGAUGUUGGUACCAGCCAUACUAUAGAGAUUAAAGAGACUGAAGAGAAACAUCCUAUUAAGGAUGAGUUUGCUGAUGAACUCCUCUUAGCUAUUACUGGUAUCCCAUGGUUCGCAAACUAUGUGAAUCAUUUGGUAGAAGCGGCGGCCUUGUCCACAAAUGACGAUAAAGUGGUGGUUAACUUUCUACAGGCUAACAUCUUUGUGAGGUUUGGAGUACCGAGGGCAUUAAUCAGCGAUGAAGGAACACAUUUUGUAAAUCGCCUCAUAGAAAACCUGCUCAAGAAGUACAAUGUGAAACACAAAAUUGCCAGUCCCUACCAUCCUCAGACUAGUGGACAAGUGGAAGUUUUUAAUAGACAACUCAAGCAAAUUCUAGAAAAGACUGUAAACUCUUCCAAGAAGGAUUGGGCAACCAAGUUGGAUGAUGCAUUAUGGGCGUUGAAACUAUUUCCUGGGAAAUUGAAGUCUAGAUGGUCAGGACCAUUUGUUGUUAAUAAAGUAUUACCUCACGGUGAAAUAGAAUUGAAGAAUCAGUCAGGUGAUAUGCAGUCUCUUCACACGGGAGGGAAAAAGGAAAUACAUUCAGAAAAAAUUGAAGAAAAGUCGAUACAGAGAAUGAUGCCUCCAAAGAGAACAAAUGUAGCAGAAUCCUCUAGAACACGAAAGCACAGUACUCGUACAUCUAACCCUCACAACAUUGUCUUUGAAGACGAGGGUCAAGCAAAAAGGUAUUCAGUACUCGCUCGGCGGAAAAUCACGCCAACCAGGUAUAUGUGUGAACGAACCUUAACUGAUUUAGGUUUGAAAUCUAAGGUUGAUCGGAUGUUUCAUGUGAUAGGCUUAUUAGAGUUUAUGCAUUUUGAAGCACCAACUUUUGAGCAUAUUACUCUUGAAUUUUUGAGCUUGAUUUUCAGUUACAGAGAAAAUGGCUUGGAAAUGUGA
Lathyrus oleraceus (garden pea) is the source of this 957-nucleotide messenger RNA. RefSeq lists its product as uncharacterized. The record is from RefSeq and is a predicted model, not a curated record. The coding region runs from base 1 to 957 and encodes 318 amino acids. The transcript is spliced from 6 exons. Gene Ontology annotation, molecular function: nucleic acid binding. Gene Ontology annotation, biological process: DNA integration. Lineage: Eukaryota; Viridiplantae; Streptophyta; Magnoliopsida; Fabales; Fabaceae.